This is a messenger RNA of Chaetura pelagica (chimney swift), 1635 nucleotides long. RefSeq names its product DC-STAMP domain containing 1 (gene DCST1). Bases 1 to 1635 code for a protein of 544 amino acids. The transcript has 15 exons. Gene Ontology annotation, cellular component: membrane. The record is from RefSeq and is a predicted model, not a curated record. NCBI's taxonomy places the organism in Eukaryota, Metazoa, Chordata, Aves, Apodiformes, Apodidae.
AUGGUUGCCCUGCUGCCCACCCCGUGCAGCCGGUUCCUCUGGAGCCCACCGGACCAGUAUCGGAGCAUCAAGGUCCUACUGGGCACCAGCACUGGGAUCCUCUUCGGCCUGGGGCUCUGCCAGCUCCUCGUUAUUCCCCUGAACAUCCCAGAGAUACGCAAGGUGCAGAUCUCCUUUGGGGUGGCAGGGAUGACAGCCUUCGGCUGGGCCACAUCCCCCCACUUCCGUUGUGCCAGCCUGCUCCUGGCCCCCAAAUUCAUGGGCAAGGAGGGCCGGGUCUACGUCCUCUCCUUUGUCCUCGCAUCCAUCUACAGUGGGCCUGUGGCCAAUAUCUGGCACAACCUGGAGGAGGUGACGCGCUCGAUGGGCUGCGUGACGGAGAUGCAGAUCACCCACACCCGCCACCUCUGGCGCAUGUCCACAGCCCCCCUGCGCAAGGCCAUGGAGGACAUUGCGGAUGCGGGCUACGACCUGCGCCAGCAGAAACAAGACCCUAGGCAGGCCCCCAGCACCCAGAAGCGCUUUGAGACGAAAACCAAAAUGCGCUGCGACUAUUUGGUCGACCUGGGCAUGAAGCGCUGCCGGAACUGGUUUGACGAGAAGUACAAGGCCUGCAUGGAUGCCGUGUACCUCCCCCUCAUCAACAACCUCCUCUGCCUGCCCAUGCAGUUCAAAUUCCUCUGCCACCUUGCCAAGGUCAUGCGUGCCUGGUGCCAGGAGAGGAUUCCCGUGGAAGGCAACUUUGGGCACAUGUAUGACAAGGUGAACGACUCUGUGGGCAACCUCAGUGAGGAAUUCAGUGCCAGUGUUUACUCUCAGGAGGUGCACCGUGACAUGCUGAUGGGCAUCAAUGUGUCAGCAGAGCAGCUAGUGGAGGAUGUGGCUGGGCACCUGCGGCAGCAGGGUGCCCGCGUAGACCGGGCCUUCACCUUCUUCCGCAUGGUGCUCUCCUGCACCUUCCUCCUCGUCUUCCUCUCGGCCUUCUCCUACACCAAGCGGUACUGCAGGGACAUCUGCUUUGACAACCUCUACAUCACCACCUACUUUCGCCAAAUUGAUGCCCGCCGCAGAAAGCAGUUGCUGGAGCUUCUGGAGUGCAUCCCGCCUCUGCUCCUGCUCCUCCUCGCCUGCGGCCUGGACUACACGCUCUUCACCACACUCAGCAUCAUCCAGCAGCACUCCUUCGUCCAAUACUCCUACCACAGCAGUCACCACCUGGCAGUGCAUGUGACAGGGACGUCGCUGAUGGCUCGGCUCCUGCGAAGCACCAUCGGGGCCCUCAACACCUCCUCCAGCACUCAGCUGGAGACGUCCAACUUAGCCUGCCUGCCGCAGCCCCGGAGCAUGACGAAGCAGCAGUACCUGGACAGCGGUCUGCCCCUGGUCGCGCUGGUGGUGCUCUGCCUAGCCCAGGUCUACACGUACCGGCUGCGCCGCACCAUCGCUGCCUUCUACUUCCCCAAGUCUGGCCCGGGGGGGCUGCACAGUGACACGGGUGACAGCUGGUGGCAGCGCCAUGUGGAAUUGGGACAGUCCUGGUAUGUCACCCCGUGGGUCCUGCGGGACGACCGGAUGCUCAGCCUGGCAGAGGCGACACAGUGCAGGAACCACAUACCCAGCACCUGGGUACCCUAG